CACCGCGACUGCCCACGUGUACCACAACGUUCCAGAAUGUCUGUCGUCUUCGUCUUCUUCUUCUGCAUUUCAAUCACUUCUCUCUCUCCUCCGGCCACAGGAAGCAGCAGCAGCAGCAGCAGCUGAGCACGCGCGCUGCGUCGUCGCAGAUGUCCCGCCGGUGCUUCAGCCUGACGGAGUCCAGGAACUGGUGCUACCGCUUCGCGUUCGCCAAGUCCGGCCUCCGCUCCGCCCUCACCGACCUCCGCGACGGCGGCGGCACCGUCGUCCACUGCUGGGUCCCCAAGGCCCGAUCCCCGGCCAAGCCCGACCUCCUCCUCAUCCACGGCCUCGGCGCCAACGCCCUCUGGCAGUGGGCCGACGUCCUCCCCCACCUCGCCCCUCACUUCAACCUCUUCAUCCCCGACCUCCUCUUCUUCGGCGACUCCUCCACCUCCCGCCCCGACCGCUCCGACUCCUUCCAGGCGCGGUGCCUGAUGCGGGUCAUGGAGUCGCAUUCGGUGCGGCGGCUGAGCCUCGUGGGGCUGAGCUAUGGGGGUUUUGUAGGGUACAGCAUGGCUGCGCAGUCCAUGGAGGAGGAGGCGGCGGUGGCGGUGGAGAGGCUGGUGAUAUGCUGCGCCGCCGUGUGCAUAGAGGAGAAAGACUUGAAGGAGGGGGUGCUGAGCGUGAGUGACCUGGAGGAGGCGGUGACGAUCCUCGUGCCGCAUACGCCGGCGAGGCUCAGGGAGUUGAUGGGCUACACGCUCUCCCGGCAUCCUCCUCUCGGGCUGAUUCCUUCUUGCUUGCUCAGUGAUUUCAUUGAUGCAAUGUGCGCUGAUUACAUUGAAGAGAAGAGAGACUUGGUUCGAGCAAUCCCAAGGAAUCGUAAAAUCUCCGAAAUCCCAAAAAUCACCCAGCCCACGUUGAUAAUCUGGGGAGAGCAUGACCAUGUCUUCCCAUUACAGCUGGGUCACAGGCUAAAGAGGCAUAUAGGAGACAAUGCGCAUGUCGUGGUCGUCAAGGAUACAGGACACGCCUUCAACGUGGAGAAACCGAAAGAGUUCUGCAAGCUGUUGAAGAUGUUCCUCGUUGAUCAGCAGCCUCCUCCAGCAAGCUCAUCACCGGAUUCUGAAAGUGAGAAAUGCACUACAGAAAAGAGAACAAGCGAUAGUGGUAGUGAUCCGAAGACGAAGACAACAGAUGCUCCUUCACAAGCAUGGACUAAUUGUGCCGAGGACAUCCACAGGCCAUUCGAAUCAAUUCUUUGGUUUAUGAUCCAUUCGUGACCCUAAGGUGCAUUUAUCUGGAGGCAAUCCCUCACAGAUCCAAGGAAAAGAAUCGGUUAUGAAUUGUAUACAAGACGGCAUCUUCCAUUCUCCUCUAA
Messenger RNA from Syzygium oleosum, 1363 nucleotides. RefSeq lists its product as uncharacterized. NCBI's taxonomy places the organism in Eukaryota, Viridiplantae, Streptophyta, Magnoliopsida, Myrtales, Myrtaceae. The transcript is spliced from 6 exons. Bases 150 to 1265 code for a protein of 371 amino acids. The record is from RefSeq and is a predicted model, not a curated record. Gene Ontology annotation, molecular function: catalytic activity.